AUGGACGAGGAGGCCAAGCUGGCGCCGUUGCUGGCCGUGCGGCUCCUGUUCCGCUCCAAGGGCCAGUUCGUGGACCUGCCGCACGUCACCGAGGCCGUCUCUCUCUUCCUGGACUCGUCGGUGGAGCUGCCCCUGCACAAGGCGUGCAAGCGCGACUCCAUCCCGCUGCUCGACCGACUCUGGGCCAGCAGCCAAGUGUUCGUGAACAAUAUCGCGGCAGAAGACGACGCUGAAGAUGAAACUUACGAACAAGGAAAAGGAAAUUUCACGUUGAGAAAGUUUCUGCGUACCGACCGGCACUACAAGCAAUUUCAGUUUACGAAGUCGCUGUUUGUGGCCAUCGAUGACAAAAAUCUGGAAAUGGUCAAGUGGCUGCUGGACAAAUUUCAGGGUUGCGUCGUGCGGCAGGAGGUGGUGUCUGAGGCCUGUAUCAUCGGCUCGGUCGAGAUGUUGCGGUUGUUCCACGACAACGACAACAGCUCACUGGACGAGAAUGUUCGAGUUGAAGGCGUGGGGGUGCGGGUGGACUGGGGGCCCACUUGA
Molecule: messenger RNA, 543 nt
Organism: Phytophthora sojae
Lineage: Eukaryota; Oomycota; Peronosporomycetes; Peronosporales; Peronosporaceae
Exons: 1
Coding region: 1-543 (180 amino acids)
Source: RefSeq, a predicted model, not a curated record